AUGAUUUCUCCACCAAAACCAUGACCAUUGAAAUAUUCUUAAACCAAUGAAACCAAUUGGUUUUCAAUAUUCAUUUUCAUAAAAAAUGGGUUUUCUGUAAACAAAUCGUACACCACAUUUUUUGAGUAAGAAGAAGACGCCAUUAGAAAGCAAGAGAAAAACAGAGCAGAACAAAGCAGAGAGAAGAGGAAAAUUCGAAGGCAAAAUGGGAAGGAAAGGCCACUUGGUUAAAAUUCCCACCUCGAAAUCUCCGGUCAAACUCGAAACCAACGGUCCUUUAUCACAAAAUCCUAGCGUCCUUUCAAUGGAUCCACAGAUGCAUAUAUUUGGGCGUGAAAUGUGGCUUGAUUUCCAGAGUUCAGUUACUAAACUUCAGGGCAAAUCAUACACACAGAGAGAGAAAAAAGAGAGAGAAAGACUGAGAGAUUUCAAUAACCCACCUGCGUCUCAAACCCUACUUCCAUUAAUCACAGGAGAAAAAAGGGAUUAAAGAAUGGCGCAACCGAAUUCGGAAGACAAAGUGAGUGAAAACCCUGAAAUGGAGGUCAAAAAAGAAAUUAUCUAUGGCGAUGGCGAUGGAAGUAGCAACAGUAACAUUGCUAAUUUGGCCUUCAGAUUCAAUGCUCAAGCGCCCGAGUUUUUCCCUAGAACGCAAACCACCCAGAUGCCUGUUACCGGCUAUUUUCACCCUUAUUUCCAUUUUCUUGGUGGGGGUCCUGCUUCUUCAGAUUGGUUCUUUAUUGGGGAUCAAGAACCUGCUUAUUUGAUCCCUAAUCCCAACAUUCAGCUGCCUAAUUUCUCUAAGCAUGCCCGUUCUGAAGAAAUUCAGCAAAAAAUCAUCAAACAGGUAGAAUAUCAGCUCAGUGACAUGAGUCUUCUUGCAAAUGAGACUCUUUCAAAGCACAUUAGUAAAGAUCCUGAUGGUUAUGUUGCGAUUUCUAUUCUUUCGGCGACGAAAAAAGUGAAGUCCCUCUCAACCAACAACAGUUUCAUAGUUCAAGCUCUCCGCUCCUCUUCAAGGCUUGUUGUCAGUGCUGAUGGUAAGAAAGUUAGGCGUAAGGUUCCAUUCACAGACAAGGACAGAGAGGAAUUGCUGUCCCGCUCAGUUGUUGCUGAGAAUUUGCCUGAAAAUCACUCUCAUCACAACCUGGAGAAAAUAUUUAGUGUGGUCGGAAGUGUGAAGACUAUCCGAAUCUGCCAUCCCCCGGAUUCAAAUCCCUGCUGCUCUAAAGGUGAAUUGCUCAUCAGUAAUAAGCUUCAUGCACUUGUGGAAUACGAGUCGCCAGAGUUGGCUGAAAGAGCGGUUGAGAAGUUAAAUGAUGAGAGAAACUGGAGGAAAGGACUCCGAGUUAGGUUAAUGCUCAGACGCUCGCCGAAGUCUGUUCUCAAGACUCGAAAAUCAGAAUUUGAUAGCAUUUUGGAUGAUGAUGAUUCACCAUCUCCUGUAUCCGUUGAAGAGUCCUCGCUGCCAAAUAUCAGUGACCUGAUUGUUGAUUGCAAUUCUGAAGAGAACUCUACAUCAUCUAAGAAAAGCUGGGGUCGAGGACGUGGGAAGGGACGUGGACGAAUUCAUAGCCAUCUCGACCGUAGCUAUAGCUUGCCAGUUACAUCAUCUCUGCAGACGAGUGGCCAGGUUUUGUGUGAAGCAUCUUCCAAACUUACUUCAAAGAGUCCAAGAAUGCCUGAUGGAACUAAAGGUUUCACUAUGGGAAGAGGCAGGCCGUUCAGCUCUAAACCAUUAUUCAAUAGGCUUGUUGACUGAUAGACAUGUAGGGAAAUCUCUGUUUGUUAAGUAGGGUGGAAGGAACUAUGACAUUUUUUUUAUGAGACCAUCACAAUUUUGCUGCUACAUUAUUUAUUUAAAUUUUGGUAAUAAUGGAGAUGUUUGAUAGGGUUUUGGUUACUGUGCAA
Messenger RNA from Benincasa hispida (wax gourd), 1911 nucleotides. It is a transcript of the gene LARP6C, whose product is annotated as RNA-binding protein. Lineage: Eukaryota; Viridiplantae; Streptophyta; Magnoliopsida; Cucurbitales; Cucurbitaceae. Gene Ontology annotation, molecular function: RNA binding. The record is from RefSeq and is a predicted model, not a curated record.